AUGGAUAAAAAACGUGUGUAUUUAAACAAUCCAUUUUGUGGGUAAAUUGUUUUAAUGUUCAUUUUUUUUUUUUACAGCUCCUGCAGAUUCUAAUUUGGAAUUAAAAAUAUUGACCGAAGACAGAAAGUUUACCAGUUUAGAAGGUCAUGUAUGUGAAAAUACAAUGAAAGGUAUUGCAGAUAUGGGAUUUACAGUGAUGACUGAAAUUCAAGCAAAAACUAUACCUCCAUUGUUAGAAGGACGUGAUUUAGUUGGAGCUGCAAAGACAGGGAGUGGAAAAACAUUGGCUUUUUUAAUUCCUGCUGUAGAAUUGAUUUACAAGUUAAAAUUUAUGCCUAGAAAUGGCACAGGGUGUAUCAUUAUUUCACCUACAAGAGAGCUCUCUAUGCAAACGUAUGGUGUAUUAAAAGAAUUGAUGAGACACCAUCAUCAUACAUAUGGCCUUUUAAUGGGAGGUGCUAACAGACAAACUGAAGCAACAAAAUUAUCUAAAGGUAAUUUAAUAUUUAACUGAAUUAGUUCUUGAAUAAUAAGAUUUUUUUUGAAAACUUAAGAAACAUAGUUUUGUUAAUUAUUUCUCAAUAAUUACAAUUAUUGUAAAGAACAAUACUUUGUUUAAUUCAAUUGCAUUAAUAUUGUACAUUAACAUAAUCACACCAUAUAAAAGUUAAUAAUGAAAUACAAAAUUAAAUGGUCCACCUACAGGGCUACCUUGCACACCCAAUGCAGAUCUUUAACAACUAAUGCCAUGGAAUAAGUAUAUAAAUGCACUACUGGGUCGGCUGGCAUAGAUACAAUAGGCUCAUCACUUUAGACAUAUUUUUAAUAGUUCUAAAAUGUUACUUUACCAUUCAUUUGUCACCCUUAUUGUUUGGGAUAAAACAAAUACUACUUUUGAUUUUCAAGAGGUAACCUAUAUUGAAAAUGCCUUAAACAGAUGGGGUAUUAAUUAAGAUAAAUUUUGGUAAUGAAAUUUUUGAUUUCCAUCAAUUCAUUGAUGAGAUAUUUCACUUUUAAGUUUGGAUCGGAGAAGAGUGGUGGUGGAUUAUUAAAAUGCCGUGCAAUUUGUUGUAACACAAAUGAUGCUCCACUACUCUCCCCUGAACUAGUUAAAAGUGAAAUAUCUCGUCAACAGAUUGACGCAAAUCAAAAAUUUCAUUUUUUUUUUACCAGUAAGUAGAUACAACUUACGAUAAACCUUGUUAUACAUUUUCAAUCAACAAAUGUUACCUGCAGAAAAACUAAAAAACCUAGUACACUUUAAGAAGACUAUUGAAUAUAUCUGCAUAUAUAUAUUUUUUAAUUUCUGAACUAUUGUUUUCUUGUGUACUUUUCCAUUAUAUAUGUAAUUAAACUUUACUGUAUCUAUAUUAAAGAACUUGGCCCAUAAAUGUAUUAAAAUAAAAUAAAAUACCCAUUUCAAAAACAAUCUAAGUAAUUUUACAAUUUUUAAAAUGGGAUGAUAUUAUUAGUUUUAAAUUUUUAGUGAAAAUUUCAAGAUUAUAAUAUUUUAAAACUGAAUUAAGUACACUGAAAAAUAACAGAAACUGUUAGUGCAUAAAUAUUACUUUUUGUUAAAAAUUAUUAAUAAAAUUAUAAUGAUUAAUAAAAAAUAACCUCUUAUUGCAUCUUUUAGGCAACAUUUGCUGCCAGAAUUACCCUUGAAGUUGAUGAUUAGUUCAAGAUUUCUGGUAGAAAACUUGUAAGACACUAAAUUUAAAAAAAAAAAUUCUUUAAUUGUCAACAAAAUAUUUACAUAUCUAUGUUAUGUCAAACUCUUAAGUUUUAUUUUGUUAUUGAUUACUGAAGUUCAAUUUGUAUGUAAACUAUAAGCGCAAUAAGACCGUGUCAAUACUGGGGGUGCUCUAAUAAAUUUGAACAUAUCAAGGACCCAUGGGGUCUAUGUCUUCACAAUCCUCUUUAAAUAACUUACAAUAGUUAACUACAUCUUAAAUUUACAAUUUUGUACAUGCAAAUCUAUCAUGAUUAUUUUAACAUUAUAUUUCAUUCACACAUGCAUCGUUAGUGGAAAACUUGUAUCUAGUUCUGCUCAUUAACUAUAUGAAAUACAUGGAUAAAAUAUUUUUUUGUUACUAUGAAAAACCUGAUUGGGUUUUUUGAGGGUGCUAAACACCCCCUAGCACCCCCCUAGUUGUACCUAUGAAUUGCAAACGGAUAUAAACCUUACCAUUUUAAUGGUAAUGUACCAGUUUAACAUUUCUAAUUUAAUUUAAAAAAUUUAAUGUGAAUUUUUUUUAAAUUUUCACUACAAAUUUAAAUUAAUGUCUUUUAAAAAAUGUUUUUUCUAACUUAAUACACAAGUGGUAUUAUUAUAACUUAAAGUUUGUUCUUUUAGGAAUCAACAUAAUUGUAGCUACUCCUGGCAGACUAUUAGAUCAUUUACAAAAUUCUCCUGAUUUUUUGUACAAAAACCUUCAGUGUCUUAUUAUUGACGAAGCUGAUCGUAUUUUGGAUAUUGGAUUUGAAGAAGAAAUAAAGCAAAUAAUCAAUUUAUUACCAAGUAUUACCAAGUUUUUUUUUAUUAAAAUCUUAAUAAAAGUUUAAUUUAAUUUUAAAUAUUUUUAGAACGGAGACAAACCAUGUUGUUUAGUGCUACAAAAACUCCUAAAACAGAUGCAUUAACUACAUUUGCUCUAAAGAAAGAACCUAUUUAUAUUGGAGUUGACGAUAGUAAAGACGAGGCUACAGUUGAAGGUUUAGAGCAAGGAUAUGUUGUUUGUCCAUCAGAAAAACGAUUCUUGUUAUUGUUUACAUUUUUAAAAAAAAAUAGAAAGAAGAAAGUUAUGGUAUUUUUUAACUCAUGUUUAGCAGUUAAAUAUUUCCAUGAAUUAUUAAAUUAUAUUGAUUUACCUGUUAUGUGCAUCCAUGUAAGAAAUUAUAUUUGAAUUAUAAUUUAUUUUGUGUGUCUAUUUAAUUAGUUACAUUUUUUAUACAGGGUAAGCAGAAACAAGAAAAGAGAACAACUACAUUUUUCCAGUUUUGUAACGCAGAAACUGGAACAUUGUUAUGUACUGAUGUUGCAGCUCGAGGAUUAGAUAUUCCAUUAGUUGAUUGGAUUGUUCAAUAUGACCCUCCUGAUGAUCCUAAAGUGUGUAUAUGUUACGGCUAAAGUGCAUAUUAUCUAUUCUAGUUGGUUGGAUAAAGUAAACACUUAAAAUUUAAAAUUAUAGUAUUGUAUAUUAGCUAUUGAUGGAUGGAUGAAGCAACUUGUUAGAAAACAAAUGUACAAAUCUAGUAUUGUAUUAUAUUUUCAAUGGUACUAAAUGUAAGAUAGUUACACUACAACACUAUCUCUCACUACUAGUUAUCUGAUUUAUCGUAAUCAUUUGAUAUUUAUUUCCUAAUAUUAAAUUUUACCUAUUUUAUAUUGAAAUUUAAUUGUAUUCAAAGUAAAACGAGGAUUUCUGCAAUAUAAUGUUUAUAAAUGACAAUGUGUUUUAAUAAAUUAAUUUUGAAAGAACUAGAAUUGAAUUUCUUUUUCACAAAAAAUAUAUUCUGAAAAACAUACAUUUUCUAACGAGUCUUCAUUUAUUCAUCUAUCAAUGGCUAAUGUACGAGACUGAUUUUAAAUUUUGAGUGCUUACUUUAUCCAACUAGUAUGGAUAAUGUACACUUUAGCUGUAACAUGUAUAUUAUUGAAUUUAGAUGGUAUUGAUAAUACAUUUUUUUUUUUUUUAAAGGAAUAUAUUCACCGUGUCGGACGUACAGCACGAGGAGAAGGCAGUAGUGGUCAUGCUCUAUUAAUUUUACGUCCUGAAGAACUAGGUUUCCUUCAAUAUUUAAAAAAAGCAAAAGUACCAUUAAAUGAAUUUGAGUUUUCUUGGGGUAAAAUAUCAGACAUCCAAUUACAACUUGAAAAACUUGUAGCUAAAAAUUAUUUCUUACACAUAUCGGCUAAAGAAGCUUUCAAAUCGUAUGUUCGUGCUUAUGAUUCGCAUCAUUUAAAACAAAUAUUUGAUGUUGGUACGUUAGAUAUUAAAAAAGUGGCAGCUUCAUUUGGAUUUACAACACCUCCUGCUGUAGAAUUGAAUGCAAAAGCUAUGCGUCCGCGAAAACGCCAUGGCGGUGGUGGUUUGGGGAAAUUUAAUAAUAUGAAUAAAAGUGAUAAAAAAGUUUACAAAUAUGUACAACCUCCAGAAAAAAAGAAAAAAAUGAAUAAAUGA
Molecule: messenger RNA, 4184 nt
Organism: Cinara cedri
Lineage: Eukaryota; Metazoa; Arthropoda; Insecta; Hemiptera; Aphididae
Source: the annotation of a GenBank genome assembly